Leishmania braziliensis MHOM/BR/75/M2904 is the source of this 1212-nucleotide messenger RNA. RefSeq lists its product as hypothetical. Lineage: Eukaryota; Euglenozoa; Kinetoplastea; Trypanosomatida; Trypanosomatidae. The record is from RefSeq and is a predicted model, not a curated record. The coding region runs from base 1 to 1212 and encodes 403 amino acids. Gene Ontology annotation, cellular component: cytoplasm. The transcript has a single exon.
AUGUCCCACAAGCGCGAUCAGCUCACUUCUGAAACUAAAAUUGGCGGCACCCCUACAUAUUUCCCACCGUUCAGUGAUGCAGACAAGACACAGAUACGUCGCUGGACGAGCUGCGGUGUGUGCGGCCAUGCUAUGAGUAUGCUGGUUCAGGCGUACAGCCCGCUGCCCACAGCGCCGGCAACCCAUCCGCACCACCGCAUGGUAUAUGUGUUUGCCUGUAACUCCGGUUACUGUGCUAGCCAACCGACUAGUAGCAUGGUGGCUUUCAGCGUGCAGGUGGACCAGGAAGACGAGCAGGCACUCUCUGAGAACGCGGGGGAGGAGGAGGACGAGGUGAUUGAGACCGGCCCGCUGCUGCCGUCAGAGCUGCCCGAGGCUGUUCUGCCGCCGUGCUACGUCUACAUCGACGCGGAGCCGUCCAAGGAGGUUGUGGUGCCGACGGACAUCGAGCGUGAGCUCAUCAAGAUGGCGGAGAAGAACACGCGGAGCACCGUUACAGAUGAGGAGCUGCAGCAACUGGAGCAGACGAUGGACCUGAAGGACAAGAAAAUGGACUACUACUACGAGAAAUUCCGCUCACGGGUUGCUCGAGCGCCAAAUCAAGUACUACGCUACUACCAGCGAACCGUGGCGGCUGCAGAGGCCACAUCUGCAUUGUCGCGCGCGAAGGACGUCAGGCCCAUCUUCAUGAACCCGGAUAAGGUGAAGGCGAUGGUUACCAUCCCCGCAUGCGCCUGCUGCGGCUCUGCGCAGACGGCAGAGCUGCAGGUGAUGCCGACUGCCCUGUACUACCUGCAUGUGAGCGAGUACACUGCACUCGCGCGGGCAGGUGCGGCCGUCAAACAGGUACCUCUCUCGUCGACCAGUGCAUCGACGACUGUCGACACGGUGCGCGGGGCAUCUGCGUCUUCUGGGGCCACCACUGGCACCGAACAGACGAUGACUGCUAACGUGGAUGACGGCUGCGAUUUUGGAACUAUCACGGUGUAUGUGUGUGGGAAGGACUGCGCGGCCCGGCAGCAUGGCGUGGUAUUGCGUCGCGAGACUCUGUGCGUUGAGGAGGCCCCCACCAUGCGAGACGAGGAGCGGGCGGAGAAGGCGGACGCUGCCCAGGCAGGCACCGACGGUGCCACCCGCAAGGUAACGCUACGCGAGCUUCUGCACGGAAAGGAGGAGAGCGACGACGGCGAUGAGGCAGUGACGACGGCUUAG